Messenger RNA from Cyphomyrmex costatus, 3349 nucleotides. RefSeq names its product nicotinic acetylcholine receptor alpha6 (gene nAChRalpha6). Gene Ontology annotation, molecular function: transmembrane signaling receptor activity; acetylcholine-gated monoatomic cation-selective channel activity. The record is from RefSeq and is a predicted model, not a curated record. The transcript is spliced from 15 exons. The coding region runs from base 1 to 1857 and encodes 618 amino acids. Gene Ontology annotation, biological process: monoatomic ion transmembrane transport. NCBI's taxonomy places the organism in Eukaryota, Metazoa, Arthropoda, Insecta, Hymenoptera, Formicidae. Gene Ontology annotation, cellular component: postsynaptic membrane.
AUGCCGUCCCUGGGAUCUCGACCGCCGAGGCUAAUCCCCCUUAGCGGACUUGGACCAGCAUCGUUUGCGACGUGGCGGAGGAGGGUUAUGGCCAUCGUGGGGAGCGCUCCUCGCGUCUAUAUCGCGGCGGUGGCUGCGAGUCGCGAGAGCUCGACCGGCAGCUCGUACACGACCCCGACCGCCUCCUUUUUCAGGGGUUUCGGUUUCCGGUUCGGACACCCGUUCGCAGGGACGAGGCGGUUUUCUCCAUCCCCAAUGAACAUCGGCAAGUCGGUGUCGCGUCUCGACCUGAGCCUGCAAAAUUCAUCUGCCAUGGCGCACCAGGCAAGAGGUCUACCGCAGUUGCGAAUAAAGUUUUAUAAUACGAUCGUCGCCGGUCUCCAAAUAGUCCUCUUGCUCACCGUCCUACCUCAAGAAAGCCUUUGCGGGCGCCACGAGAAACGCUUACUGAAUCACCUGCUCGCAAAUUACAACACCUUGGAGCGACCGGUCGCGAAUGAGAGCGAACCACUGGAGGUGAAGUUUGGCAUCACUCUACAGCAAAUCAUCGACGUGGAUGAAAAGAAUCAAAUACUUACGACCAACGCGUGGUUGAAACUGGAGUGGACGGACUACAAUCUCCAGUGGAACGAGACCGAAUACGGCGGAGUGAAGGACCUUCGAAUUACGCCGAACAAGCUUUGGAAACCGGAUAUCCUCAUGUACAACAGUGCGGAUGAGGGUUUCGACGGGACGUACCAAACAAACGUGGUGGUCACGCAUAACGGCAGUUGCCUGUACGUCCCUCCGGGCAUCUUCAAGAGCACAUGCAAGAUAGACAUCACUUGGUUCCCCUUUGACGACCAACACUGUGACAUGAAGUUCGGAUCCUGGACCUACGACGGCAACCAGCUCGAUCUGGUACUCAACUCACAGGAGGGUGGUGACUUAUCCGAUUUCAUCAUGAACGGGGAAUGGUACCUCAUCGGUAUGCCGGGAAAGAAGAACACGAUAAUGUACCAAUGCUGCCCGGAGCCAUACGUGGAUGUCACGUUCACGAUACAGAUACGCAGGAGAACCCUCUACUACUUUUUCAACCUGAUCGUGCCCUGCGUGCUGAUAUCGAGCAUGGCCCUACUGGGCUUCACCCUGCCGCCCGAUUCCGGCGAGAAGCUCACCCUAGGAGUGACCAUCUUGCUAUCGCUGACGGUGUUCCUGAACCUCGUCGCCGAAACUUUGCCCCAGGUCUCCGACGCAAUACCCCUGUUAGGAUCAUACUUCAAUUGCAUCAUGUUCAUGGUGGCGAGUAGCGUCGUGCUGACCGUUUUGGUGCUCAACUAUCAUCACAGAUCGCCCGAUAGAUACGUGAUGCCAAAUUGGGUGAGAACAGUGUUUCUACAAUGGCUGCCGUGUGUGUUGCGCAUGAGUCGGCCGGGCAAGAAAAUCACGAAGAAGACCAUUCUCAUGAGUAAUCGGAUGAAGGAGCUGGAGCUGCAGGAGAGGAGCAGUAAGAGUUUACUGGCGAACGUUUUAGAUAUCGACGAUGAUUUUCGCCAUGGGAACAGCUCCGCCAAUCCUGCCUCGAGCUAUAUAAGGUCGACGUACGGUACACCGUUGUCGUCCAGGCCGUCGACGGUUGAAGAAACUUCGGCAUCGUUGCCUCUCAGCGGCAUGCAGAGGGAACUUCACACAAUUCUCAAGGAAUUGCAGUUCAUCACAAGCCGCAUGAAAAAGGCGGACGAGGACGACGAGAUCAUUAGCGACUGGAAGUUUGCCGCCAUGGUGGUCGACAGGCUUUGUCUGUUCGUCUUCACGUUAUUCACGGUUUUGGCUACGGUGGUGAUACUGUGUCGCGCGCCACACAUAAUCGUCCAGUAAUAGACUGCCCCGGUCGAACCGAAAAAAUACACAUGCCAGAGAUACCGCCUCCUGGAAUAUUCGGAACGACGUCCGGCAUGAUUCGAGGAGGCGGCUACGCUAUAGGAGCACGUCGAAGUGAAAACGGGAAAAGCGCGGAGAAAAAAAAGAGAGACAGACACGUUUUAGCCUCUUUCGCGCCCUUCUGCGCGACUCACCUCUCCCGAGAGAACAAGGGAACGCGAUCUCGCGUUCUUGGAUUUCUCACAGCUGGGAAUCACCGCCGGUUUGUGCGCCCAGUUCCUUUUCGCGACGUGCUUUCGCUUAGACGCGAAAGGGAGGCAAGCAAGAGUGAGACCACUGACGACGUUCAUAUAGGAAAAGCCACGGGGAGGAUGGACUUCCGGCAGCGACGGCGAAUGCCACCGUAAUUUUUUUAGCGGAGAACACGCCUGGGAAACGUUUCCGGAUUCAAGAGGAAAGAACACGAAAGGAAUGGGAACAAGGAUCCGAUCGCCGACGUCACGCUCCGUUACGACUGCGUUAUUUCGUUUAAGUGACUUAAUUAACGUUUCUAGUGCGGAACCGGUAAGAUAGUCGACGCACAACGCGAGCUGGACAGAGAUUUAGAGGAUGCCUCUAGAUCCGUAGACGAAGGUAGGUGCAGGCGUAAGGGAAAGAGACAGCACGUGCUGUCGAGCGGAUCCAAUUAAAAAAAAAAAAAGUUUCGCGGGCUCCUAUCGAUCGCGAUAUCGACCAGCGAUUGCCGCGACUAUCGUUUGGUGAUCGGGGUCGAUUUCAUUCAACGGCCGAUACGAUUUCGCGAGGAAGGAACGCGUGACAAGUCGACGGCGUCACGAGACAAAGGAGAUCGCGCAGUCCUCGUAAGAGCGUUGUUGCGGCCUUUCGAUAAUAGUUACAAUAACGAUAUUUCUUAUAAUAAUGAGAAUAAUAAUUAACGAUAAUUACUGUUAGUCGCUUUGCGCGCGCGCGCAUGCACGCACGCACGCACGCACGCGCGUUACGACCGAGUCGUAAUUAAUUAACUCUGCGAUCUGUUGAGGGUCUCUCGUAGGGAGCCGAGACGGACAUAAAAAAUAAACUGCCAAAUACUCGAGUCAGGGGUGUUCAACCUUUACAAACGGUAGGAAAGUAAAAGUGCGGCCUGGACGAUCGACAGAGUGAACGCGACCAAUGGCAAGAGCCCGCGUCGUAAGGGUGACUCGUCUGUUUCGUUCGACGAAUAUUUCCUUCUUUCCCCCUCGUGCAUUAUCCGUGGAUAACGAACGCGAUUUAGCGGCGGCAUCUCUCUAGAAAGGCGAGCCCGACAAGGCGCGAACGAAACUUGCGCCAUCGACGAUCGCGCGAUCGACCCUCCACACGCUCGAUAUAUUUUUCCACGUUUCCUCUCCAAUAAAACCCUCCUAUUAUUAUCACGUGCUCGAAAGCUGACAUACGCGAAACCACAAGCGAUCCCUACCUCCCGCAUUUCCGCAAAACCCGCCGGAUAUUU